Molecule: messenger RNA, 2145 nt
Organism: Fimicolochytrium jonesii
Lineage: Eukaryota; Fungi; Chytridiomycota; Chytridiomycetes; Spizellomycetales; Powellomycetaceae
Product: acyl-CoA N-acyltransferase
Exons: 10
Coding region: 1-2145 (714 amino acids)
Biological process (GO): regulation of DNA-templated transcription
Cellular component (GO): nucleus
Molecular function (GO): zinc ion binding; histone acetyltransferase activity
Source: RefSeq, a predicted model, not a curated record
AUGACCACGAGCAGUCCGCGAGUUACCCGUCGGUCGCAAGCAAAAGGAGCAACAACCACCCCAACUUCAAAAGAUCACGACUCGGACGACGGUGAUGCGGACGCUGCCGCCGACGAGUUGUCACCGUCUUCUAGUCCUAGACCACGGCGCUCGGCCAGGAAGGUUGUCCUCAGAACAACGAGCGUGGACAGUGACAGCAAUGAAGAAAAGGCAAGUCCUUUCUGCGAAACGUGCGGUGGGACUAGUCAAGCCAACAGGGAGAGCGUCCCGGAAGCACUGCUCGCAUGCUCUUCAUGUCACCUGAGUGUCCACCCGACGUGCGAGGACCUGCAAGAUAAGAAUUUUGACUCUUACAAGUGGGAAUGCAAGGAAUGCAAGCGGUGCAUGGAAUGUCAAAAAAAUAACGAUGAUGCCAACAUGGUGUUCUGUGAUGGGUGUGACCGGGCAGCGCAUACUUAUUGCGCUGGGUUGAAGGAGGUGCCAGAAGCUUCAUGGAAAUGUAAAUUUUGCACGGGACACGGGUCGUCACGGAAAGGCUCGCAGCAGAAGCAUAUCACGCCUCAUAUCACCAUCAAAGCACUCAAGGCACGAUGCCCGCAGGAAGGCUGCAUCGGCAAAGGGCAUGCUCACGAUCCGCAGGCCGCCUCGCACACAUCACUAGGGGACUGUCCAAUCCACCAAUCAAUCCUAAACACCAGCAUGCCAGCACCACCACCGAAAAAACGGGGCAGACCUGCGAAGCACAAGCCGGACGCGUCAGACGUCGACAAAACGCCGAACGUAGGCCCGACACCCGAACCAACGAAGAAGAAGCCGCGCAUCUCUCUCGUGUACAAAAGACCUAAAACGCACCAAAAGGAGAAGCGGGGUGGCAAUAAGUCGGCGAGCGACCAUGAGGAGCCGGAGGAACCGCCACCGAAACCCGUGCCGUUUGGUGGGAAGCUUAGUGAGGAAGAUGCUGAUAUCUCCACUUGCACGCCGGGGCCCGCGGAUCGGGCUAUGUACAAGAAGGCUAUGGCGGAGGCUGAGGAGCAAAUAGCAAAAGCCGCAGCCGCAGCCGCCGCCCAUCUCAAUCCGCCAGACGGCACCCAAGACCACGAUUCCAGCCCGGCCAUCACCAACUCCCACUACGACCCACACGGCACGUUCACGAUCCCUAAAAUCAAGGCCGUGCAGCUGGGUUCCUACGAGAUCGAAACAUGGUACAGCGCACCGUACCCGGAAGAGUACAAUGGUCAGCCCUUGCUGUACAUAUGCGAGUAUUGCUUCAAGUAUAUGAAGAGUAAAUACGUUGCGGGACGGCAUAAGGCCAAAUGCCCACUGCGCCAUCCACCAGGCGACGAGAUCUACCGCGACGGCAAACUCUCCAUCUUCGAAGUCGACGGCCGACGAAACAAGAUAUACUGUCAAAACCUAUGUCUCGUAGCCAAAAUGUUCCUGGACCACAAGACGCUGUAUUACGACGUCGAACCGUUUCUGUUCUAUAUCUUGACGGAGAAUGAUGAGCGCGGGUGUCAUUUCGUGGGGUAUUUCUCAAAGGAAAAACGCUCCUCAGCAAACUGGAACCUCUCUUGCAUCGUCACCCUCCCCAUCUGCCAGCGAAAAGGCUACGGCGGCCUGCUCAUCGAGUUCAGCUACCUCCUCUCCCGCCGCGAAGGGCGCACGGGGUCGCCCGAGAAACCGCUCUCGGAUCUGGGGUUGUUGACGUAUCGCCGGUAUUGGAGGCGGAGUGUUGUUAGGGCAUUGGUCGAGGCCAGGGAGGGAGGGAAGGAGGGGGUUACUAUAGAAGACCUAAGCACAACCCUAUCCAUGACACCCUCGGACGUCAUCCACACCCUCUACCUCCUCCACCUCCUAGCCAAAAACGCACACGGCGACUACGUCCUCCUAUACCCGCGCGCCGCGUUGCUGGAGUACGUCGAGAAGGCCGAUCAGGUCGCGGAGACGCUGCCGAGGGUUAAGCCGGAGUUGUUGAGGUGGAGUCCGUUGGUUUUUAAGACGCCUGUGGGCGUGCAGGGGAAGGGGGAGGGGGAUGAAGGGGAAGGUGGGGAGGGAGGUGGGGAUGAGGAGGAAGGUAGGGAUGAGGGAGGGACGGGAGAGGAGGAUGGGCAGGGGGAAGAGGAGGCGGGGGAGGAAGAGGCGUGA